Messenger RNA from Polyodon spathula (Mississippi paddlefish), 2707 nucleotides. Its product is annotated as actin-binding LIM protein 3-like. Gene Ontology annotation, molecular function: actin filament binding. Lineage: Eukaryota; Metazoa; Chordata; Actinopteri; Acipenseriformes; Polyodontidae. The record is from RefSeq and is a predicted model, not a curated record. Gene Ontology annotation, cellular component: stress fiber; actin cytoskeleton. Gene Ontology annotation, biological process: cilium assembly; lamellipodium assembly; cytoskeleton organization. The transcript has 23 exons. Bases 590 to 2656 code for a protein of 688 amino acids.
GGCAGCAUGCAUUAAGCUUGACAUUAGUACGUACACAUGGCAGUUAGUGUUUACAUGUCAUGUCACUGCUGGCUCUGACGUCUCUUAAAAAGAUUAUGCGAUCAGUGCAGGCAGUACUGUAGUAUAGGCGUUCAGUUCUAAAGGUGCCAGCUACAGACCAAUAGCUUCGGGUUUUCAGAAUACGAAGAGAACUGGAGAAGGAAUGUGACUGCAUAGCAUAGCACCUCCAUCGCAAUCGUCAGUAUUUCAAGGAAUCCCCCAGCAGCUCUGUCAGGGUAUUGUUGCAAUCUGCUUCUUCUGAGGGGAACACCCUAAAUACGGGAUUUCAUUCCAAACUGUGACCUUGUACGCGGAGAGCCAGGCAAUUCGGGAGACAGUGAAGAAGAAAGGGAACAUAUCGGGAGUGGAAUUUCACAGCUUUUCAAUAUCCAAUGACAAAAAGGAGUUAUUCAAUGAAUAAUAUUAAAUUCCCCAAAGCUAAUAAGGAAAUACAUUUAUUUUAAAUUACCGUACCAGACCUAGACCAAUUUCUCAGCAAAUAUAUAUAUAUUUUUUCCUUCUAUCGGAUGAGAAAAUAAUUCUGUGCAUCAUGAGCACUCGUGCAGUUCCCUAUGAACACAACUCGUACAGCGCAGGCCAUGGCUCCUCAGUGAUUCAGUGUUACCGGUGCAGAGACGUCUGCAAGGGGGAGGUGGUGAGAGUGCAGCACACCCAUUUCCAUGUCAAGUGCUUUACCUGCUAUGUGUGCAGAUGUGACCUGGCCACAUCAGGCUUCUUCCAGAAGAACGGGGAGUACAUCUGCACUUCGGACUACCAGCGGCUGUAUGGGACACGGUGUGACAGCUGUGGGAACUUCAUCACUGGGGAGGUGGUUUCAGCUUUAGGCAGGACCUAUCACCCUAAGUGCUUCGUCUGCAGCGUCUGCAGGAAAGCUUUCCCCAUUGGAGACAGAGUGACUUUCAGUGGGAAAGGCUGUGUUUGCCAGCAGUGCUCUCAUACCCUGGCCAGCAGCAAUGAACCUGUGAAGAUUCAUGGGCCAAGCCAUUGUGCUGGGUGUAAAGAGGAGAUCAAACAAGGACAGUCCCUAUUAGCGCUGGAGAAGCAGUGGCAUGUGAGCUGCUUCAAGUGCCAGACAUGUGGAAUUGUGUUGACAGGAGAGUACAUCAGCAAGGAUGGAGUUCCAUACUGUGAAUCUGAUUACCAUUCCCAGUUUGGAAUUAAAUGUGAGACCUGUGAUAGAUAUAUCAGUGGAAGAGUGUUAGAGGCUGGUGGAAAGCACUACCACCCAACAUGCGCAAGAUGUGCUCGCUGCAAUAUGAUGUUUACAGAAGGGGAAGAGAUGUAUCUCACAGGAUCAGCGGUUUGGCACCCACAGUGUAAACAGGCUGCGAGGGCUGAGAGGAAACUCAAGCACAGACGUACUUCUGAAACCUCAAUUUCUCCACCCGGGUCCAGCAUUGGCUCUCCGAACCGUGUCAUUUGCGCAAAGGUGGAAAACGAGAUCCUUAAGUACAAAGAUCUGGCUGCUCUUCCUAAGGUUAAAGCUAUAUAUGAUGUUCAGCGGCCUGAUCUCAUUUCCUAUGAGCCCUAUCACAGAUACACCUCAGAUGACAGACUAGAAAGAUACAGCUAUGGGGAGUCUCUGGGAACCCUUUCACCAUACUCACAGGACAUUUAUGACAGUAUUGAUCUGAGACAGAGAAGGUCGUCCAGCCCCGGAUACAUAGACUCCCUGAGUUACAGUCGUCAGGGAAUGUCACCCACUGUGCCCCGCUCUCCUCAGCACUAUUACCCAUCAGGCACUGAAAGUGGCAGAAGCUCUCCAUAUUACAGCCAGGCCGAUGUCAGGUCUGCCACUCCCACCACGUACCAAGCUCCUAAACAUUUCCAUGUGCCAGCAGCAGCAGAGCCAAACAUCUACAGGAACCCCCCCAUCUAUAAGAGAUAUGACAACCAUCACUUUGCAGGAACGAAAAGCAAGACCAGCGAGGAUAUUUUUCAGUAUUCCAAAUUCCCAGCUGCCUACUCUCCACACCACUAUCAGCAAUCUGAAUCAGACUACUAUCAUUACUCUGGUUCUCCAAAAGCCCCAGCAGCUCGGAGAUUCUCAUCAGGAGGAGAGGAGGAUGGAUGGGAACACAGCCUCCACAGAAUCCAGAGUAGCAUCGGCAGAAUGAUUCUGAAGGAAGAGAUGAAGGCGCGCUCCGGUUCCUAUGACAACGACCCCUGGGCCAGCGCUCGCAACUCCCGCAGCGGCAGCAAGGAGACCCUGCAGAGCAUCGGAUAUGAGCCAAUGAAUGGAUCUCCCCGGUCUCACUACACAGCUGAUAGCGAUUCUAUUAUUUCCAAGUCAGCCUCUUUGCCUGGUUAUGGGAGAAAUGGCUUACACCGGCCACAAAGUGCUGAUUACUUCCAGUACGAUAGCAGCAAUGAAGUGAACUGGGGAAUGAGAGAAUACAAGAUUUAUUCUUAUGAAGCGCUAUUAGUAACCACUAGGGGGCGAAACAGGCUGCCAAAAGAAGUAGACAGAGCCAGGUUAGAGCGCCAUUUGUCUCCAGAAGAGUUCUACCAUGUGUUUGGAAUGACUAUCGCAGAUUUUGAUCGCUUGGCCUUGUGGAAGAGGAACGAGCUGAAGAAACAAGCACGGCUGUUUUAAAAGCAAACGCAUUAUUGUGUUUAAUACCUUAUACUCUUAAGAGAAUGGACA